This is a messenger RNA of Mycotypha africana, 5235 nucleotides long. Its product is annotated as glucan synthase. The record is from RefSeq and is a predicted model, not a curated record. Gene Ontology annotation, cellular component: plasma membrane; 1,3-beta-D-glucan synthase complex. Gene Ontology annotation, molecular function: 1,3-beta-D-glucan synthase activity. The coding region runs from base 1 to 5235 and encodes 1744 amino acids. The transcript is spliced from 5 exons. NCBI's taxonomy places the organism in Eukaryota, Fungi, Mucoromycota, Mucoromycetes, Mucorales, Mycotyphaceae. Gene Ontology annotation, biological process: fungal-type cell wall polysaccharide biosynthetic process; (1->3)-beta-D-glucan biosynthetic process.
AUGCAAUUGAUCAGAUCCAAACAAAAACGAAAUCGUAGAGGCAUCACGGCAACAUCUGCUUCCUCAAUAUUCAGUAGGGGCUUCCAAUCACCAAACUUGAACUCAAUUUACGAUCUGUCUGAAGAAACUUUAGUAAACGAAUCAUCUGUUCCUUACCCUUCGUGGAUGGCGACAAAGCAUUCGAAGAACCUGCCUUCGUACGAACAAAUCAACAAUAUAUUUAUGGAUCUUAAAGACGCUUUUGGCUUUCAAUACGACAGUAUGCUGAAUAUGUUAGACUAUUUGAUGACUAUGCUGGACUCUAGAGCCUCUCGGAUGUCCCCAGCCAUGGCUCUCUUGACUUUGCAUGCGGACUAUAUUGGUGGUCCGAACGCUAACUAUCGUAAAUGGUACUUUGCAUCCCAGUUAAGCUUGGAUGAUGUUAUCGGUGAUAAGAACAGCGCAAAUAAUAUGAAAUAUGAGCCCGAUAACAACGCACAACAGCAAUCAUUAAAUCGUGCGGAAGAAGUGUGGCGUCGGAAAAUGGAGCGGAUGACAGAUGUCGAAAGAAUUAGGCAGUUGGCUUUAUGGUUGCUGAUUUGGGGUGAAGCUUCCGUUAUUCGAUUUUGCCCUGAAGCACUAUGUUACAUUUUCAAACUAGCUGAUGAGGCUUCACUUAGAAAAAUUGGAUUACUACAAAACCAGAAUUUAAAAUCACCAGAAGGAGAGUUCAUAGAGAAAGUGAUACGACCGUUGUAUGACUUUGUAAAGGACCAAGUGUAUCAUAAAGAGAAAAACUCAAACCUAGUACGGAGAGAUCGUGAUCAUUCCAACGUUAUUGGCUAUGAUGAUGUAAAUCAGUAUUUCUGGUACUCAGAAAGCAUUGUGAGAUUGAGGACUCACGAUAAGACCAAACUAGUUAACAUAUCACCGCAGUUUCGAUACGAUUCGUUACAACAUGUGAAUUGGCAGGAGGCUUUUCAAAAGACUUUCAAGGAGAAAAGGUCAUGGAUGCAUUUAGCUGUUAAUUUUACACGAAUUUGGAUCAUUCAUAUAGUCUCUUUUUGGUAUUAUGUCUCUUUCAAUUCGGACGUACUGUAUUUGAACUCUGAUAAGUCCAUAGCAGAAAAAGAAAUGCCUGUGAAGAUAUCUGUGGCCGCUCUCGGUGGUGCUUUAGCAACUAUUUUGGUCAUGAUUGGAUGCUUUGUAGAAUAUAUAUAUGUUCCGAUGACUUUCCAAAGAGCUGGGAUCUUAUCAGGACGAUUGGUGCUACUUUUCUUUAUAUUAAUUCUCAAUGCUGGUCCUUCCAUUUAUUGUCUCAGAUUUAAGCGUACAGGCUCUUUAUCAAUGGCAAUAGCUUUGACUCAACUAUUCGUAAGCUUAAUUACGAGUAUUUCUUUCGCUAUUAUUCCACAAUCAAGGCUUUUUAUACGGAAGGGUAGUGCAUCAGCAUCUAAUUCAAAAAAUACACCAGCAAGUCAAACAUUCACUGCCAGCUUUCCUUAUCUGAAAAGAAGAGAUCGCAUCACUUCAAUUGGUUUGUGGGUUUGUGUUUUUGGAUGUAAAUUCCUGGAGUCAUAUUUUUUCAUUGCGUUAUCGUUUAAAGAUCCUCUAAAAGCCAUCACCAAACUGGAUAUUAGUCACUGCAACGAACCGCUUACAGGAUCCAUUUUAUGUGCGCGUAUGCCAAUUAUAUCUAUCGCUCUGAUGUUCUUAAUGGAACUGAUAUUGUUCUUCCUCGACACUUAUCUCUGGUAUGUCAUUUGGAACACGGUAUUUUCGGUAGCAAGAUCAUUUUAUUUGGGAAUAUCUCUUUGGAGUCCCUGGAGAAAUACGUUUUCUAGAUUGCCAAAAAGAAUCUACGCCAAGUUGUUAGCAACUUCUGAAUUGGACUUGCAGCUACAACCAAAGGCUCUUUGCUCGCAAGUUUGGAAUGCUUUAAUUAUAUCGAUGUUUCGGGAACACUUGUUGUCUGCUGACCAUGUCUCAAAGCUAUUAUAUAAGCAGAUAUUAAGCACCGGAGCGAACAAUUCAACUUUGAAGACUCCAACAUUUUUUGUUUCGCAGGAAGAUGUUGCCUUCAAAACUGAAUAUUAUCCACAAAAAAGUGAAGCUAGUCGUCGUAUUCAAUUCUUCGCUCAGAGUUUAACAACGCCGAUGCCUGAAGCUCUUCCUGUACCUAAUAUGCCAACAUUUACAGUGAUGACACCUCAUUAUGGUGAAAAAAUUCUCUUAUCGUUACGGGAAAUCAUCCGAGAGGAAGAUAAGAACACCAGAAUUACUCUACUAGAAUAUUUAAAGCAACUGCACCCAUUUGAAUGGGAAAAUUUUGUGAAAGACUCAAAAAUACUAGCAGGCGAAGAAACUCUAACAAAGGAUGAGGAUGGUGAUUUAAUGCCUGUCUUGGAUGAAAAGAAAGAAGAACAAGAUAGGCUUGACGAUUUACCUUUCUACUGCGUUGGUUUCAAAACAAGUACACCAGAAUAUACGUUACGUACUCGUAUUUGGGCAUCUCUUAGAUCACAAACUCUUUUCCGUACUAUCACAGGAUUUAUGAAUUAUCAAAAGGCGGUUAAGUUACUCUAUCGCGUUGAAACACCUGAAUUAAGCUAUCUUGACCAACAUAACAAUAUUGACAGCCCAACUGCUCCUUCUGAGGCCUAUACAGCUGCAGAAACUGAGUUAGAGAAAAUGGCAAACCGUAAAUUUCGGUUUGUAGUGGCUAUGCAACGUUACGCCUCGUUUACUGCAGAAGAAAAAGAAAAUGUGGACUAUAUAUUGAAAGCUUAUCCAGAUUUACAGAUAGCCUACAUUGAAGAGGAGAAUGUUCCACGCGCAAGAAACCAAACAGACAACAUAUUUAAUAUUAUUCGAGAGUACGACACUAUCUAUUAUACUGUUUUAAUCGAUGGCCGAUGUGCUUUACGUCCCGAUGGUACCAGAACGCCCAAAUAUCGUAUUCGGCUGCCAGGAAAUCCUAUUCUUGGCGAUGGUAAAUCUGAUAACCAAAACACAGCUUUACCUUUUUGUCGCGGUGAAUAUCUUCAGCUCAUCGAUGCCAAUCAGGACAAUUAUCUCGAAGAAUGUAUAAAAAUCCGGAACCUACUUGGAGAGUUUGAGGAAAUGCAAAUAACUGAAGAGUCACCUUAUGCCAGUAAUAAGUUUAGUAAGAGCCCUGUAGCUAUUGUUGGAGCUAGAGAAUAUAUUUUCUCUGAGAAUAUAGGCGUACUUGGCGAUGUAGCUGCUGGAAAAGAGCAGACUUUCGGUACUGUAACUCAACGUAUUAUGGCGACAAUUGGCGGAAGGUUUCAUUAUGGCCACCCAGACUUUUUGAAUAGUGUUUUUAUGACAACCAGAGGAGGCGUGAGUAAAGCCCAAAAAGGUCUGCAUUUGAACGAAGAUAUUUAUGCUGGCAUUAACGCUUUCGAACGUGGUGGGCGCAUCAAGCACGUUGAAUAUUUCCAAUGUGGAAAGGGCCGUGAUCUUGGCUUUGGAUCCGUACUUAAUUUUGCAACAAAGAUCGGUUCAGGCAUGGGCGAGCAGCUACUUUCCCGCGAAUACUAUUAUCUUGGCACUCAAUUACCACUGGAUCGUUUCCUGACAUUCUUUUACGCACAUCCUGGAUUUCAAAUCAAUAAUAUCUUCAUCAUGCUGUCCAUUCAUGUCUUCAUGUUUGUUCUAUUGUUCCUUAGUGUUACAAAUCUUCCCAUGAAGAUUUGUGACACCAACCCUGCAUUGGGUGCUGAUGCAGACUUAUUGCUGGAGGGUUGUUACAAUAUGGCGCCAAUCUUCGAAUGGAUUAAACGCGUCGUAAUCUCUAUUUUUGCUGUUGUCUUCAUAUCCUUCUUGCCACUUUUCUUGCACGAAUUGACUGAACGUGGUUUCUUCCAAGCAGCCAGCCGUUUAUGCAAACAGCUAUUAUCGUUAUCACCUCUCUUUGAAAUUUUUGUCACACAAACUUAUGCCAACUCGAUUCUAAACAAUUUGACUUUUGGGGGCGCUCACUAUAUUGGCACAGGACGCGGAUUCGCUACAGCACGUUUACCAUUUUCUUUGCUUUACUCCAGAUUUGCUGACACAGGUAUGUAUGCAGGUGCUCGAAUGGCUUUGAUUUUGUUAUUUGGCUCAAUGGUACUCCGAAUCCCGCAUCUUGCCUACUUUUGGUUCACCAUACUUGCACUUGUCCUCUCUCCCUACUUGUUCAAUCCACACCAGUUCUCUAUCAUGGACUUUUUAGUGGACUAUCGAGAAUAUAUUCGUUGGUUAUCGCGAGGGCAUAGCACCACGCAUCAUAACUCCUGGAUUGAAUAUUGCCGUUUCAUUCGUAUGCGUACAACGGGUACUAAAAAGAGACAAACUGGCUUACAAAUGCCUCUUCAACCAAAAGCGCGUGCAAGGUUCAGUGUAGCCCUAUUUUCCGAGAUACUUAUGCCGUUGUUGAUAGCAUUCUUGAGUAUUUCUGCUUAUCUUUUUGUGCAAAGCUUUGACGAGCAAGAUGCCAGUCAGUUGAACAACAACAGCAACAACAGUAAAAUCCAUAGUGUUUUGGUACGAGUAGGUGUGAUCGCUAUGGGUCCUCUGCUAUUGAAUGCGGUAGCUUUGGGUCUGCUGUUCUUUUUCUCUUUAGUUGGAGGUUAUCUGGCCAGUUUUUGUUGCGGUGUCAAGUUUGGUGCUACUGUUGCUGCUAUUGCCCAUGGUUGGGCUGUUGUUAACUAUGUGGUUUUCUUUGAGGUUUUGUUUUUCUUGGAGAACUGGAACUUCGGGCAAGUUAUUCUCGGUAUGAUUGCUGUGAGCGCUAUGCAGCGUCUAAUUUUCAGGGCUAUUACUGUUCUUUUACUCACGCGUGAGUUUCAAGAUGGCCGAAGCAAUCAUGGCUGGUGGACAGGACGUUGGUAUGGACGCAGUCUUGGAUGGCAUGCACUUACUCAACCAUUUAGAGAGUUUGUUUGUAAGGUUACGGAAAUGAGUCACUUUGCAACUGACUUCUUACUCGGCCAUAUCAUUCUCUUCGUUCUAUUCUUGAUUUGUUUGAUCCCUUGUAUCGAUAAAUGGCAUUCACUUAUGUUGUUCUGGUUAAAGCCAAGCAAACAAAUUCAGCACCCCAUCUAUACAUCAAAUCAGCGAUCCAGAAGAUGGCGUAUUGCUGUCUCUUAUGGGCUCCUAUUGGCAUCCUUAUUUGUCCUUUUUUUAGCUUUGUUAAUAGUCCCAGCAAUUUUAGGACCUCGUUUGCAUCUUAAAAUCCCUCUUCCUAUAUAA